This is a messenger RNA of Zingiber officinale, 3905 nucleotides long. RefSeq names its product ABC transporter G family member 28-like. The transcript is spliced from 14 exons. Lineage: Eukaryota; Viridiplantae; Streptophyta; Magnoliopsida; Zingiberales; Zingiberaceae. The record is from RefSeq and is a predicted model, not a curated record. Gene Ontology annotation, molecular function: ATP binding; ATP hydrolysis activity; ABC-type transporter activity. The coding region runs from base 317 to 3625 and encodes 1102 amino acids.
UUUUUAAUUUAUUUAUAAUUAUCUAUAUUUUAUUUAUACUGAUUUAAUGAUUUUCUAUUUGUGGAUGACAGGCGAGAAAGACCAUUUGGUCCUCUUUCCUUCCCGCCCCCCAAAUUAAGAAGGUAGCUCCUUUUCCAUCGCUCCAAUCCUGCGUCUCUCUGUCUCUUUUCCGUUCCUUUCUCCUUCCUUCUCCCGUUCUCCGAUUUCCUCCUCCUCCAUCUCCUCCGACACCGCCACCCCCAUCUGCAUUGCCAUUUUCCAAACCGCCUCUCAGGGCAGCCCGCAAUUGCCCCAGCUCGACGAGAUAUCUAAAAGAAUGCUGGCCUCAUGGUCCCGCCGGAGGCCGCGACGGGGCUCCGCCUAUGCCUCUCCAAUACCCGUCGUUUCUUCGGUCCUAAUCCUCCUCUUCCUCUUCCCUCUCGGCCACUGCCAGGAUUAUGACGAUUACGACGGCGGCGGCGGCGGCGGAGGCGGAGGCGGGGGCGGAGGCAUUGGCCAGGGAGCGUCCCAGAUGUUUACUCAGGUGGUGUACCAAAAGGUCAUGAACCUAACCAGCGCCUUCGCUAAGGACAUUGGACGGCAGCUGGAUUUCUGCAUUGAUAACACGGACAAGGAGUGGAAUGAGGCAUUCAACUUCUCCAAGGACACCACUUUUAUCUCAAAUUGCCUCAAAGAAACUAAAGGAGAUCUCACUCGUCGCCUAUGCACAGCUGCAGAAAUUAACUUUUACUUCAGCAGUUUCUAUGACAAUGGUGGAAAAAAGAACUAUCUGAGACCUAAUAAGAAUUGUAAUUUGACAUCAUGGGUUUCUGGAUGCGAGCCAGGAUGGUCUUGCAGUGCUUCUGAUGGCCAAAAAGUUAAUCUUAGAGACUCCAAGGUCGUGCCGAUCAGAACUACAAAUUGUCAUCCUUGUUGUGAGGGUUUCUUCUGUCCCCAUGGUAUCACAUGCAUGAUCCCCUGCCCAUUAGGUUCAUACUGCCCACUUGGAAAGUUCAACCAAACUACUGGUGUUUGUGAUCCGUACAACUACCAGCUACCUGCUGGAGAACCAAACCAUACAUGUGGGAGUGCUGAUAUGUGGGCUGACGUGGUAUCUAGUGGUGAAAUAUUUUGCCCUGCAGGGUUCUACUGUCCAAGCACUAUACAGAAAAUUUCUUGUAGUAGUGGAUAUUACUGUAGGAAGGGCUCUACUUCUCAAACGAGGUGCUUCCAAAAACGCUCUUGUCCACCAAAUUCUGUAAAUCAAGAUAUUACCAUAUUUGGAGCCUUGCUGAUGGUUGCAUUGUGUUUGUUGCUAUUGAUAAUAUAUAACUUCUCUGGUCAAGUUCUCACCAGUCGUGAAAGAAGACAAGCAAAAUCUAGAGAAGCUGCUGCAAGACAUGCAAGAGAAACUGCUCAAGCUCGUGAAAGGUGGAAAAGUGCUAAAGAUGUUGCUAAGAAGCAUGCAGUUGGCCUGCAGACACAGUUAUCUCGCACAUUUUCUAAAAAAAAGUCUGUUCGUACUGAGCCUUCAAAGGGGGCAGGCAAACCUUCCAAGAAAAAGGAUCAAAACAAUCUUACUAACAUGAUUGAAUCACUAGAGGAAAAUCCUGAUAGUUAUGAAGGCUUCAAUGUUGAAAUAGGAGAUCAAAAUUUGAAGAAGAAUAUGCCUAGAGGAAAACAAAUGCAUACUCGCAGCCAAAUAUUCAAGUAUGCAUAUGGUCAGAUAGAGAAGGAAAAGGCUAUGCAGCAAGAGAACGCGAACCUGACCUUUUCUGGAGUAAUCUCCAUGGCCACUGAUUCUGAUAGUAGAAGUAGGCUCGCAAUCGAAGUUGCUUUCAAGGAUCUCACGCUGACUCUUAAAGGGAGUAAGAAAAAACUCCUAAGGUCUGUUACAGGAAAACUUAUGCCUGGUCGUGUGGCAGCAGUGAUGGGCCCAUCUGGGGCUGGUAAAACCACAUUUCUGAGUGCUCUGGCUGGAAAGGCAACUGGAUGUGCUAUGUCAGGCCACAUACUUAUAAAUGGGAAAGCAGAACCGAUACGGUCUUAUAAAAAAAUUAUUGGUUUUGUCCCACAGGAUGAUAUUGUUCAUGGAAAUUUAACAGUAGAAGAGAAUCUUUGGUUCAGUGCUAGAUGCAGACUUUCGGCAGACAUUUCCAAAGCUGAUAAAGUUUUAGUCGUAGAAAGAGUUAUUGAGGCCCUAGGCCUACAGGCAAUAAGAGAGUCGCUUGUUGGAACUGUAGAGAAACGUGGUAUCUCUGGUGGACAAAGAAAACGAGUGAAUGUUGGUCUUGAAAUGGUCAUGGAACCUUCUCUUUUGAUAUUGGAUGAACCAACAUCUGGUUUGGAUAGUUCUUCUUCAAAUUUGUUGCUGCGAGCUCUUCGACGUGAGGCCCUUGAAGGGGUAAACAUCUGCAUGGUUGUUCACCAACCCAGCUACACCUUGUUCAAUAUGUUUGAUGAUUUGAUACUUCUAGCAAAAGGAGGCAUGAUUGCUUAUCUUGGAUCAGUUAAAAAAGUUGAAGAAUACUUUGCAGGCCUGGGAAUCAAUGUCCCUGAGCGUGUAAAUCCUCCAGAUUAUUUCAUUGAUAUUUUAGAGGGUAUAGUUAAGCCAAGUGCGAGCUCAGGUGUAAAUUACAAAGAAUUACCUCUACGUUGGAUGCUGCAUAAUGGGUAUGAUGUACCCCCAGAUAUGCUACAGAAUGCUAGUGACGCUGAUUCAUCUAACAGGGGAACUGGAGGAAAUCAUUCAGAAACUGGACCUGAGACUGAGAAAAAAUCAAUCGCAGGAGAAGUAUGGGAUAAUGUCAAGGAUAUUAUGGGACAAAAGAAAGAUGAGUAUGAUUACAAUUUCUCCAAAUCAGCAGAUUUAUCUAAUCGAAGGACACCUGGUGUUCUUACCCAAUAUAAAUAUUUUUUGGGAAGGGUUGGCAAGCAACGGCUUCGGGAAGCUAGAAUUCAAGGUGUUGAUUUUCUUAUAUUAUGUCUGGCUGGUGUAUGCUUAGGAACACUUGCUAAAGUGAGCGAUGAAACAUUCGGUGCACUGGGUUACACAUAUACCGUCAUUGCUGUUUCUCUCUUGUGCAAGAUUGGAGCAUUGAGAUCAUUUUCACUCGAAAGAUUGCAGUAUUUGAGAGAACGAGCAUCUGGCAUGAGCUCACUUGCCUAUUUUCUUUCAAGAGAUACAAUUGAUCAUUUCAACACGAUCAUCAAGCCAAUUGUUUAUCUUUCUAUGUUCUACUUCUUCAACAAUCCUAGAUCAUCCAUUUUAGACAACUACAUCAUCUUAGUCGGACUGGUCUAUUGUGUGACCGGAAUCGGAUACGCUUUUGCAAUUUUCUUCCAGCCAGGUUCUGCACAACUGUGGUCUGUGCUACUACCUGUUGUUUUGACUCUACUUGCAACUCAGCAGAAAACCUCGAAAACCUUGGCAAACUUAUGCUACACGAAGUGGGCCUUGGAAGCUUUUGUCCUUGCAAAUGCAAACAAGUACUCUGGAGUAUGGUUGAUAACCCGGUGCGGCUCGCUUAUGAAGAAUGGAUACGACAUUGGCGAUUGGUGGCUGAGUAUAGUUAUCCUAGCAUUGUAUGGCCUCCUUUUUCGCUGCAUUGCCUUCUUUUGUAUGGUCACUUUCCAGAAGAGCUAAGGGAUACAGUUUUCAUGCCUCUUGUCUUAGCUUCAUUCCUAUCUUCCUCAUUCAAUUUUGAUGUUUAACUUGUCGAGGAAAUGCGCAAUAAUGUAAAGCACAUCGCGAUCAGAUUGGUCCUUAUAGAAACCAGCCAGCAGCAAAAGCUAGUAGAUAAAUUGAUUGUGUUUCGAGGUGUACAUGCUUUGUCUCUGUUUCGUUGAACAUUGGUUGAGUGCCACAAGCAUUAGCUAGUUGGUCUUUUGUCUAUUCACUCGCAGAUUGCAAUUUGUCUUAUUUU